Molecule: messenger RNA, 1824 nt
Organism: Pogonomyrmex barbatus (red harvester ant)
Lineage: Eukaryota; Metazoa; Arthropoda; Insecta; Hymenoptera; Formicidae
Product: reticulocalbin-2
Cellular component (GO): endoplasmic reticulum
Molecular function (GO): calcium ion binding
Source: RefSeq, a predicted model, not a curated record
UUUCCUUUUCGUUCGACACACGCGACGUUCGACGCGAGGAGAACUCGAUUCGAGUUCAGAUCGCGACGCAGGUUACGCGAUCGGCGGCAUGGGAACUAAUUUGCGUAAAUGUGCAUACGAAACGAUUCGAAAGACGAAUCAUCGCGAUCGUGAGUGAAGAUUCGACGCGAAAAUAGAUGCAUUCGGCGCGUUCGCGCUGACACGCGACGAAAUUUUCCGCGGCUCGGGUCAGCACGCGAGCAAUACGCGAGCAAUUAAUAUAACGAGAAAGCCACUUUCGUUCAGUCGUAAAAGUUCAAAAACUGCGAGAAGUUGAUCAUAUUAGACUGAUCAACGAUAACGAUUUCGCGCGGAAAAGGACAUAUUCAGGGUAUAUUGAAUCGAGAGAAUCGAUCAUCGCGCAGGUGUGGCGCCGCAUUCAAAGACGCGUGAUGGCCGCCCGAUCGUUCGUUCCUCUGCUCCUCGUCGCCGCUCUUGCCGCAUCGCUGCCAAUCUUGGGUGACACCGCCUCCGCGCACAUCCACACGCAUCAGCACAACAAAGUCGACAACAAUGAGAGGACGGAGGACGGGGCUUUCAGUCCUCGUGAUGCCGACCACUAUGCGGAGGGCGAGCAUCAUCAGGAAUUCGAUCAUGAAGCCAUCCUAGGAAGUGUAAAGGAAGCAGAAGAAUUUGACAAACUUCCAAUAGAAGAAUCAAAGAGGAGAUUAGGAAUUUUACUAACCAAGAUGGAUCUGAAUAAUGAUAAAUAUAUAGAGAGGAAUGAGUUGAAAGCCUGGAUUCUACGUUCAUUUAGCAUGCUGUCUGCAGAAGAAUCUCAAGAUCGUUUGGAGGAUGCUGAUACAGAUGAAGAUGGUAGAGUAAGCUGGGAUGAAAUUCUGCAAGACACUUAUGGCAGCGACCCUGAAGAUCUAGCUCUUGAUGAUAAAUUGAUCCAAGAUGACAAGCAGACAUAUGAGGCUGCUGAUUUGAACAAAGAUGGUUAUUUAGAUGCAGAAGAGUUCAAAGCUUAUACACAUCCUGAGGAGACACCUAGAAUGUUCCCACUCUUGUUGAAGCAAGCUUUGGAUGACAAAGAUAUAGAUGGAGAUGGAUACAUUAAUUUCCAGGAAUUUAUUGGUGACAGAGGCAAAUCGAAGGAUAAGGAAUGGUUGCUAACUGAAAAGGACAAAUUUGAUUAUGAACAUGACAAAGAUGGAGAUGGCAGGCUUGAUUCGGAUGAAAUUCUCUCUUGGCUUGUACCAAGUAACGAAGAAAUAGCAAAUGAUGAAGUGGAUCAUUUAUUUGCGGGUUCAGAUGAUGAUCACGAUAAUAGAUUAUCAUAUGAUGAAAUUUUGGAUCAUCAUGAUGCUUUCGUAGGUAGCGAAGCGACGGACUAUGGUGAUCAUUUGCAAGAAAUUGAACGUUUCAAUGAUGAACUCUGAGAAUCAGCUAUCAGUCAAGCUGAUAAUACUUGUUAUCUUUCGUAAUACUCAUCAAAGAUAUGUGCAAAUGAAAAUAUUUUUAAUACACUGCUCAAGACACAUUAAUGAGACCAUUCUUUUAAAAUUCUAUACUUUUUAAUUCAAAUAUACAUCAAUGUUUAAAAAACUAAAAUACUAUAUUUAUAUAAAUAUAUUUAUCAUAUAUUAAAAUUAUGUAAGAAAGAUCCGAAAUCUGCUAGAUUUACUAAAUUAUAUAUUUAUUUAAGAAAAUGUUCUAGUAAUUGUUUUGAGCAGUAUAUUUCUCAAUAUAUAUUAUUUCUGCAUCUCCCUGUCUGUUCUUAUCUGUUUCCAUCUAUUUAUGCUGUCAUUAAAAUAAAUUUCUAUUUAAUGAUAAGCCAUA